AUGGCCUCCACGCGCUCGCAAACGGGCAACUCCAAGCCGCGUGUCGUCCCCGUCGUCGACACCGCCCCCACCAUCAAGCGCACUGCUAAGCCCAAGGCGCCUGCUAAGAAGAAGGCUGCGGCCAAGACGGAGGCGAAGGGCGCUAAACCCGCCGGCGUCACCAAGAAGAAGGCACCCAAAAAAGAGGGCGACGCGGCCAAGAAGGUCAAGGCUGCCGUGAAGAAGACCGCGAAGAAGGCAGACGCGACCGAGAAGACGGCCAAGGCGAAGGCCGAGAAGACGGAGCAGACGGAGAAGACGGAGAAGACAGGGGAGAAGGAGGCCAAGCCAAAGACAGCGGCCAAGAAACCCGAGGCCACCGAUGCCAAGUAA
Molecule: messenger RNA, 372 nt
Organism: Thermothielavioides terrestris NRRL 8126
Lineage: Eukaryota; Fungi; Ascomycota; Sordariomycetes; Sordariales; Chaetomiaceae
Exons: 3
Coding region: 1-372 (123 amino acids)
Source: RefSeq, a predicted model, not a curated record